AUGGAACAAUUCCGUAAGACAGUGGUUCCUCACUUUCUCACCAAACUCUGGUUGUUAGUAGACGACGCUGUCUUGGACCAUGUGAUUCGCUGGAGUAAGGAUGGUCACAGCUUUCAGAUUGUGAAUCAAGAAACCUUCGCCAAAGAAUUACUACCAAAAUACUUCAAACAUAACAAAAUAGCAAGCUUUGUUAGACAGCUCAACAUGUAUGGUUUCCGAAAGGUGAUUGCACUGCAGAGUGAAAAGACUAGCCAGAAGAAUAAAAUAACUUUUGAGUUUCAGCAUCCACUUUUCAAAAGGGGAGAAGCCUGUCUUCUUGCAAACAUUAAGCGAAAGGUGCCAACAAUAAAAAUUGAAGAUGCCAACCUCUACACUGAUGAGUUUCAGAAAAUUGUGACUGAAAUGCAAGAGUUUAGAGACAUGCAGAGGAACAUGGAUACCAAAUAUGCAAAAAUGAAACAGGACUACUCAAACCUAUGUCUUGAAGUUACAAACAUAAGAAAGAAGUACUGUGAGCAACAACAACUGUUAACACAGGUACUCCAUUUUAUCUUGGAUUUGAUGAGUGAAAACCAUACAGUAUUUAAAAAGAGGAAAAGGUCAUUAUCAUUCAUAUCUGAAGCUUCAGAUUCAGAAUCGGAUCAUCAGUAUUUCUGUAUUCCAGAGGACAAGAAGAAGGAAGCUAUGGAGAUAUUAAAAGAUGGUUAUGAACUUGUUGAAGACAAAUAUAAAAGUCUCCUUGAUAGAGUCUUACCAAUUUUGACAGAACCCAAAAAGUUCAUUUCAUUGGCAGACCAGCCAAGUGGAGAUGAUGGAGAACACCCUCUAGUGUCAGUUCAGGAUAAACCUAUGAAUGAAGAGUCACUGACCAUUCAGUUGGAUUUGACCAUACCAGUUUUACCAGAACAAAUGACCGAAGAAUCCAUUGAACAAGAACCUAAAGAUAUUUCUUUGGAAUUGGAUCUUUCUUCUCAGGAUUCAAUUUUGAUGAAAGAUAAACCAGACAUUUUGUAUGACAAUAUAAUUAACAGGGAUAAAAUGAAUAUGCAUCAUACUGAUGAAAAUUUGUUAGAGCUAAAUUCAUUACUAUCUACGAAGGCAGUGAAUGAUGACUCUGAUCAUUUGAGUGAGAGUCUAAGUCUAAUGCAAAGUGAAGAAGAGAAUAAUCUACUUGAUCCCAGUGGGGGAAAAGACAAACAUAUGAUGCAAUGCAUGGAAAAAUCUGAGCUUUUCCUAUUGGAUGGGACACCAAUAUGUGAUUUUGGAGAAAAUCUUCAAGAUUAUGACAUACUUUUGGAUGAUCUGAAGAACCCACCCAAUGUCAUAUCAGCUUUAUGUGACCAUGAUUAUGCAACCUCCAAUAUUUCUACUCUACAAGAAGAUAGUAUUGAAAAUGUUAUUCCCCAGUUAUGUAUGGAAGCCAUUGAGGAGUCCAAUGUGUUCCCGUUUCUCUUUCUCGACCCUGUUACUGAUAUUUUUUGAAGAGCAUAUUGAAACCAAUAUUUUGUCACAAUUCAAUUUAUUUUGAGUCUCAAUGACUCUCGUUUCCUCUGGGGAAGUAGAUAUUCCAUGGCUGCUGGCUAGUGUAUGUAUGUUCAUUUGGACAUUUCUGUAACUUAAAAAAUAUGUUAAAAUUACAGCCUUCCAAUAUCUAGACAAGCUUUGGCAACAAGAAAACAUAAGGAAUAUAUCCAAAUUUUAAUUUUAAUAUAAUAAGAAGUUGGUUAGUUUUUUUAAUUUUUAAACUAAUAAUGUUCUAAUACUUUACUUGUUACUAGUUUAGAGAUUAGUGUUAUUGCAUUUUUCUAAGUAAUUAGAAAUUUUCUGUAGCUAGACUUUGUUUAUAGUAAAGAAACAAUUUUUACAAGGUUUAAAAGGAAGGUUUAGAGUUAAUGAAAAUGAUGUUACUCCUAGAUUUUACAGAUAUAUUUAUUCUAUAGCUUUCCACUUUAUUUCAGUCUCACACUAUUUUUAAUUCCUAAAGAAAGUUAAUAAUUCAGCAAAAUAUAUUUUUUCUGUAUAAUGGCCAUCUCAUAUACAAUAAAAGUCAACAUAUUGACUCUCAUCUAAAACCUUCAACAAGAACUCCAAGAACUCCAAGAAUCAAACUCUAGCAAACAUUUUCCUUAAAAGCAUGCAGAAACCCAAGAGCAAAUGGUUUGUUUGAAAUUAAGCUUAAAAACUCCCAGUCAACCAUUUCUCAACUAUAUUUAUCUAUGAUUUCCACAAUAAUCUCUAGCCAUAUCAACAUUCUUUGACAGAUAUGUAAUGAUUUGAUAGAAUAUUAUCUUUCAAAAAUAGUAUAGUUUUACCUAAAUCUGGAGCAGUUUUCAUACAAACUAUUCCAACACCAACAUUCAUACAUGGCUUAACACUGAGCAUCUUAGCACUUAAAAUCUAAGGUUAUCUGUUUAGUUGAAGAAGCACUUUAGAAUAUGUUUAAGGCUUUAUGUUAGUAAGCUGAAUAUUAAAACAUCAAGCUUCUAUAGGGCUCAGUUUGUAACACUUUCUUACUGCUUUAUUUCACCUGCUAGAAUGGUCUACAAAUUUAGUUGGUUUUCACCCCAUUUAUUUUUCAAGUUUAACAUGUUCUUCAAUAGUCUCACUAAUGGAGUCAGCUUUAACAGGAAGGGGAAGCAGGUCAUUAUGUUCAUUAUCUGUUUUUAAAUGUAUAUUUGUGUAAAUAAAAAGGUUUGUGCAAUUUUGAGAAUUCUUAAGGAAAGUACAGAUCUCAUUUAGUGAUGGCUGAGCUUUUGAUAUACGGGAGUGAACUCAAGUAUUUCAACACUGAAAAACUUCUUGUCAUUGUAAUGUUAUCUAAGUCAAUAAAGGGUUGAGC
Messenger RNA from Grammomys surdaster, 2839 nucleotides. Its product is annotated as heat shock factor protein 3-like. The record is from RefSeq and is a predicted model, not a curated record. Gene Ontology annotation, biological process: regulation of DNA-templated transcription. The coding region runs from base 1 to 1482 and encodes 493 amino acids. The transcript has 13 exons. Lineage: Eukaryota; Metazoa; Chordata; Mammalia; Rodentia; Muridae. Gene Ontology annotation, molecular function: sequence-specific DNA binding; DNA-binding transcription factor activity.